AUGGUCGAGGAAGAGCGGGAUGCUGAAUUCAACUAUCAUGACCAAUGUCAUCCCCGCCCGGCCUCAAAGCUUUCAGGCCUCCCGGCCCCACAGUCCCGAUCCAAGGGUGAAGAACUGGUCCCACACACUGCCCAAUCACGACUUGGACCUCACGGCCUGAACACUUGGCAUGCGCAAUGA
This is a messenger RNA of Puccinia graminis f. sp. tritici CRL 75-36-700-3, 180 nucleotides long. RefSeq lists its product as uncharacterized. The transcript is spliced from 3 exons. The coding region runs from base 1 to 180 and encodes 59 amino acids. The record is from RefSeq and is a predicted model, not a curated record. Lineage: Eukaryota; Fungi; Basidiomycota; Pucciniomycetes; Pucciniales; Pucciniaceae.